Molecule: messenger RNA, 3655 nt
Organism: Protopterus annectens (West African lungfish)
Lineage: Eukaryota; Metazoa; Chordata; Ceratodontiformes; Protopteridae
Product: gastrula zinc finger protein XlCGF57.1-like
Exons: 4
Coding region: 179-2071 (630 amino acids)
Biological process (GO): regulation of transcription by RNA polymerase II
Molecular function (GO): RNA polymerase II cis-regulatory region sequence-specific DNA binding; DNA-binding transcription factor activity
Source: RefSeq, a predicted model, not a curated record
GUGAAUGUUACUAUAAAACAAAUUGGUCUGGAGAGUUGGUUUCUGUGCAGAAAAGUAGGGAAUUACUUUGAUUUUUGGAUUAUUUGCCGUUUAUUUGGUUCUUGGUCCUUACAAACAGCAUUUACUUGACUUCCUCAACAGUGGUGGUUCUUCAGUUUGAAGACUGAGAAUAGGAAUCAUGAAGCUGGAGACGCCAGAAAGGUUUGAAGAUGUUGCUGUUGAGUUCUCAAGAGAGGAGUGGAAGAUACUGAGUAAAGAUGAGAAAGAACUUCACAGAGAAGUGAUGGUACAAAACUACGAGAACAUGGUUUCUGUAGGCUAUAACAUCCCAGUGGAACACCUCUGGUUCUAUAUUAUAAAAGAUGACGCAAUUCUGUCUGUUGACGCUGAAGAAAUAGUAUCAGCCCAGCAAGACUGGCUUCCUAAUAACAGUAUAAACAUCAACAGGUCUGAAGAUUUCACCAAGAUUCAGAGUCAACCGGCAUCGCUGCAGAAAUACUGCAAGUCUGAUAAUAGCAAAACCUUUCAAGAUAAGUUGUUAAGACUAACGCAAGAGACAGUGUAUACUGAAAGUAGAUACCAGAUAACUCCAACAACACAUGUGCAGAUCUACAGCAAAGAUAAACAUGUAUCUGUCACACAUGUCAAGGAUUUGAUGAGUGAGAAAAGUCUCCCAGUGCGAAAAAUGAUUCCUACCAAACAAAAACCCUUUAAAUGUUCCAUUUGUGACAGACGUUUUGCACAUAAGUCUGCCAUGGAAAAGCAUCAGUUAGUACACAGUGGAAAAAAGGUGUAUAAUUAUGCCUCAGUUGUCAAGGGUUUUGCACAUAAAUAUUUAGUAGUGUAUAAGAAUAGCCACAUGAGUCAGAAAUCAUAUAAGUAUGCCACAUUUGACAAUGGCUUUAAUGGUAAUAAAAAAUUGUCCAUGCAUCUAGUUACCCCCAGUGGGCAAAAAUCCUAUAAAUGUGUAAGAUGUGACAAGGGUUUUACAAAGAAGAGUAACUUGGAAAGGCAUCAGAGUGUCCACACUGGGAUAAAACCCUACAAAUGCACCUUGUGUAAUAAGAGUUUUAGACAGAAAGUCAAUAUGAUAAGUCAUCUGAGAGUGCAUACUGGUUAUCACCCAUAUAAAUGUUCCAUAUGUGACAAGAGUUUUACGCAGAAAGCUAGCAUGCUGAGACAUCAAUAUAUCCAUACUGGACAAAAACUCUAUAAAUGUGCCAUGUGUGACAAGAGUUUUAGACAGAAAAAUAACAUGAUAGAUCAUCAGUAUGUUCAUAGCGGCCAGACACCCUAUAAAUGCAACGUAUGUGACAAAAGCUUUCUGUAUAGGAGCAACAUGAUAAAACAUCAAUAUAUCCACAGUGAGCAGAAACCCUAUAAAUGUGCCAUGUGCGAUAAGAUUUUUAGAAAGAAGUGUAAUCUGGAAAGUCAUCAGAGUGUUCACACUGACCAGCGACCAUAUAGCUGUUCCAUAUGUGGAAAGGGAUUUAAAAGAAAGAGAUACAUUGCAGCUCAUGAGAGAAGUCACACUGGACAGAAACCCUAUCAGUGUGCUACAUGUGGCAAGGGUUUUACACAGAAGUGCAACUUGGUAAAGCACCAGUUACUACACACAGAGGAGAAACCGUUUACAUGUGACACAUGUGGCAAGGGUUUUACACAGCAGGGUAGCAUGCUCAGACAUCAGUAUACCCACACUGGACACAAACCUUAUCAGUGUGACACGUGUGACAAGCGUUUUAGACUGAAAAGUACUAUGGUAAAUCAUCAGCGUACACACACUGGGCAAAAACCCUUUAAAUGUAGCACAUGUGACAAGUGUUUUGCACAGAAAAGCACCAUGGUAAGACAUCAGCUUAUCCACACUGAGAACAGACCUUUUAAAUGUGUCAUCUGUGAUAAAACAUUUAGACACAAAGGUACUAUGGAAAGCCAUCAGCGGGUCCACGUUAAGUGGAAACCAUAUCCGUGCACCCAGAAUGACAGGGAGGUUACAGAAGAUAAGUUUGGUAGCACAUCAGAGUACCCACACUGGACAGACUGGGGUCCAUUCCUUUCACAGGAUUAAAAAUAAACAAACACUUGGACAACUUAACAAAAGUCCAAAUUACAGCAGUGUGCUAUAUGUGACCAGGGUUUUACAACUAAGAAAUGCUGGGUAGCAGACUAGAGUAAACAUACUGGACUUCAUAUAUGCAUGUGUAUACACUAACCUCAUCAGAUGUUUUACAGCCUCCUACAGGAGGCUCAAAUGAAAGUCCAUUUGAACUUGCACAGCAAGUUGUGGAACAGGCAACAGUUCAUCAGGUGAAGAGCUGAAGGUUGAACUGCAAGUGUUUAAAACUUUGUCAGAUCUAAGAAUGGUUUUGCCUUGAUAAAUGUACAAAAUUAACAUUUAAAAGAUGAAAGCUGCAGCACUAAGAAAAUAUCAGCCUGGGACAGCAAUGUGAUAUAAACAAACUUGAGAAGGAAAGAGUGUAUAAUUAUCUGGGAAUAGAUGAAGGGAUGGCAAUAAAACUUGAACAGAUGAAAAUAAAGCUCAGUAAGGACUAUUUCAGAAUACUAAAGGUAAUAUUGACAAUUGAUUUGCCAUGUAGGAAUAAAGUCCAGACUAUAAAGCAAUUUACUCUUUCUGUUCUAAGUUACUGCUUUGGUGUGACUGAUUGUCCCUAAAGGUUAUUGUAUCAACUGAACAUGAAAACAAGAAAAAUGCCUCAUGCUUAUCAGGUGAUACAUAAACAUUGGUGUAUACCAAGAUUAUAUAUUCCAUGCUCUGAAGGAGGUUUGGACUUCCUUCAAAACUAAUAACAUGCAUAGAUCUGUAAUCAAGGGACUGCGUACAUAUCUGCUGACCUCCUCAAACCUAAAUGCAGUGAAAAAAGCAUGAGAAGAAGCCUAAGAUGUUAUCUUUGCUUAGUUUAGCAGACGUGUUUCACAGUAAAGCAGGAAUAGAAAUCAAACUGUUUGGCAGUUGGCACACAGGGUUAAAGCUGUGAACUAGAGAACCUGUGGUACAGGGUUUGAUUCCUUCCGCCUUUAUUUGCUUACUGUGUGACCUUAUGUAAGUCAGUUAACCAGACAGUGCUUGGGAAGACUGACAAAGAUUGGGCAGCAACUGUAAGUGUAAAGAAACAAAAUAAAACAGACCGGAAAAAACAAAACAAAAUAAAGAAUACAAAGAAAAGGAUCAGAUGAGAAAAAAUGAAACAGUCCAGAAGUGACAGGUAUAGAGAUCUUCUGGAACAAUCUCAUACUGACCAAGAUUUGAUGCAGGAAAUGGCUAAGGAGAGGUGAACUGAAACCAAAAGAUGAAAGGUAAUAAUAGCAUCCCAGGAUAACGGACUCCACACUCACUGGUUUACAAAGUCAGUUGAAAAAUUGGGAGAAACACACAAGUGCAGGUUCUGUAAAACAGAACUGAAAACAGUUGCACAUCUCUUUGCUGGGUCAUGGGCAGAGGAUCUGUAUACUGAAUGGCACAGUAAUAAGGCAAGACUAUUGUACUGGGGAUUGUGCAAAUGCUACAAUAUAGAAGUAGCUGCAAAGCAUUAGAAACAUGACCCAGAAAGCAUUAAAAAAGGAUGAUGUUCAUAUCACAUGGGAUCACCCAUUUCCAACUGUUCAAAAAUUGUUUUUAUUUUAUUUUCAUUUA